CUGCUGGGGGCCGCAGAGGGGCGGGAGGGGGGACGUGGCGGCGGCUCAAGGGGGCGGAGCGGCCGCGCGGGGGCGGAGCCGCGGGAGGAGCCGCCGCGUUGGCCCCGCGCCGCAACCGGAGCUUCUGGAAACGCCUGGACAGCGCGUGUCCAGCUGCUGCGCGGAGAACCGUAGUCACGGGCAGAAUCCAGCACACAGCCCUGGCUCGGGAGUCCAGAGAAGCCGAGGAACCGAAGAUCAGAUCCCGAGAGGCCAGACUCUAAACAGCGAGCGUGGGACCAUUACUGAAUGCCUUGCAGGCGCAGCCCUCUGUGACCAAUGACCAUGAACCCUCGGGUGUCUGCCUUGCUGACGGCCUGGUUCAGUGUCCUGUGCUCCGUGCAGGCUGAAUUCUUCACCUCGAUUGGGCACAUGACAGACCUGAUUUAUGCAGAGCAGGACCUGGUACAGUCUCUGAAGGAGUACAUCCUUGUGGAGGAAGCUAAACUCUCCAAGAUUAAGAGUUGGGCCAACAAAAUGGAGGCCCUGACCAGCAAGUCAGCAGCUGACCCUGAGGGCUACCUGGCCCACCCUGUGAAUGCCUACAAACUGGUGAAGCGGCUGAACACAGAUUGGCUGGCGCUGGAGGACCUUAUUCUGCAGGACUCUGCCGCAGGGUUUAUCGCCAACCUCUCCGUGCAGCGGCGCUUCUUCCCCACAGAGGAGGAUGAGGCGGGAGCUGCCAAGGCGCUGAUGAGGCUGCAGGAUACGUAUCGGUUGGAUGCAGAAACUAUCUCCAAAGGGGAACUCCCAGGAACCAAGUACCAGGCGCUGCUGAGUGUGGAUGACUGCUUCGGGAUGGGCCGCUUGGCCUACAACGAAGGGGACUAUUACCACACAGUGCUGUGGAUGGAGCAGGUGCUAAAGCAGCUGGACACCGGCGAGGAAGCCACCACCACGAAGGCCGAGGCGCUUGACUACCUGAGCUAUGCUGUUUUCCAGCUGGGUGACCUGCACCGCGCCCUGGAGCUCACCCGCCGCCUGCUGGCCCUUGAGCCGAGCCACGAGCGAGCUGGAGGCAAUCUGCGGUACUUCGAACGACUGUUGGAGGAAGAGAGAGAGAAAACAGUAUUGAAUCAGACAGGAGCCGAGCCUGCCACCCAGGAAGGCUUCUACGAGAGGCCUUCGGACUACCUGCCCGAGAGGGACGUGUACGAGAGCCUCUGUCGUGGGGAGGGCGUCAAACUGACACCCCGGAGGCAGAAGAGGCUUUUCUGUAGGUACCACCAUGGCCACGGGACGCCACAGCUGCUCAUCGCCCCCUUCAAAGAGGAGGACGAGUGGGACAGCCCGCACAUCGUCAGGUACUACGAUGUCAUGUCCGAUGAGGAAAUCGAGAGGAUCAAGGAGAUUGCAAAACCUAAGCUUGCAAGAGCGACAGUUCGUGAUCCCAAGACUGGUGUCCUUACAACUGCCAGCUAUAGGGUUUCCAAAAGCUCCUGGCUGGAGGAGAAUGAUGACCCAGUUGUGGCUCGAGUGAAUCUUCGGAUGCAACACAUCACAGGGCUAACAGUAAAGACAGCAGAAUUAUUGCAGGUUGCUAAUUAUGGAAUGGGCGGCCAGUAUGAGCCACACUUCGACUUCUCCAGGCGACCUUUUGACAGCGGCCUCAAAACGGAGGGGAAUAGGUUAGCAACGUUUCUUAACUAUAACGAUGAGCAAGAUGUUUUCAAGCAUUUAGGGACGGGAAAUCGAGUGGCCACGUUCUUAAACUACAUGAGUGAUGUAGAAGCAGGUGGUGCCACUGUCUUUCCUGAUCUGGGAGCUGCAAUUUGGCCAAAGAAGGGCACCGCUGUGUUCUGGUACAACCUCCUGCGGAGUGGGGAAGGGGACUAUCGGACGAGGCAUGCGGCCUGCCCCGUGCUUGUGGGCUGCAAGUGGGUCUCCAAUAAGUGGUUCCAUGAGCGAGGACAGGAGUUCUUGAGGCCGUGUGGAUCAACAGAAGUUGACUGACAUUCUUUUCUGCUCUGCCCCUUCCUGGCCCCACAGCCCAUGUUGUCUUCAAGUUCAAUCUAACAGACAUCUUUGCAGGUUCAGGCCUGGUCAGGCAGGUCUGUGGAGGAGUGAAUGUUUGGAACAGAGAGUGGACUGGGGAAGGUUCUAAUUGACGUGGGCCCCAGUCUCACUGGUCACCCGUCCAUCUCUGACUCCCAAAGACAGGGUUGGAGUGGCUACAGCGGACUCAGGCUGUGUAGAGCACCGCACUCAAAGGUGCCUUUGUACCUCAGAUGUUUUUGGUGUGAGACAUUUCAGUGAACCAAAGUUCUGAUAAUUUGUUUACAUGUUGUUUCUAUGACAUUUCUGUCAAUGUGGCUUUAACCAAAAAAUAAAAUGUCCCUGCCAAAAGCCUUAAAGAGCCUUAUUUGGAGUAUUUUUGAGAUGGGGAGCUUUUUACCAACUUCACCACGUCCAGUAUAUCUGUUCUGUGCGUGCACAGUCUGCUUAA
Molecule: messenger RNA, 2485 nt
Organism: Sorex fumeus (smoky shrew)
Lineage: Eukaryota; Metazoa; Chordata; Mammalia; Eulipotyphla; Soricidae
Gene: P4HA2
Product: prolyl 4-hydroxylase subunit alpha 2
Exons: 17
Coding region: 319-1992 (557 amino acids)
Biological process (GO): peptidyl-proline hydroxylation to 4-hydroxy-L-proline
Cellular component (GO): endoplasmic reticulum
Molecular function (GO): protein binding; L-ascorbic acid binding; procollagen-proline 4-dioxygenase activity
Source: RefSeq, a predicted model, not a curated record